Molecule: messenger RNA, 291 nt
Organism: Insectozyma verbasci
Lineage: Eukaryota; Fungi; Ascomycota; Pichiomycetes; Serinales; Debaryomycetaceae
Source: the annotation of a GenBank genome assembly
AUGAGAAUUAUUAGAAAUUUUUCAACAUUACCAAAAUAUAAAGUUUCCAAAAAAUUGUCAAGUAUUAUUGGAAAUGAUAUCCCAAUUAUGACAAAACAACAAAUUAUGAACAGAUUUUGGAAUUAUGUCGAAGCUAAAAAAUUGGAUGGUUGGGUUUCUGUUAGAUACAUUAGAUGUGAUGAUAAUUUAAAAGCUGUAUUAAAUCAAGAAGCAAUCAAUUGUGGCACAGAUUUAGAGAAAAUGUUGAAUGGUCAUUUGAUUGAAGUUAAACUUGAUGCUAAAAAGAAGUAA